Menidia menidia (Atlantic silverside) is the source of this 1026-nucleotide messenger RNA. Lineage: Eukaryota; Metazoa; Chordata; Actinopteri; Atheriniformes; Atherinopsidae. The record is from the annotation of a GenBank genome assembly.
UUCAACUCCCGCUCUCCGUAGAAGCGAUGUCACGUAACCGUAGUAAUGGACAGAAGUAAAUGUGAAAAGAUAAUCUCGUGUUUUCAGGCACGUGCACGCGGGUACCUGCUGAGGAGCGAGGUCAGACGUGCUCGUCAGGACUUUGAGGAAAUUGUGAAGGAAAUUGACGGGAGUCUGACAGAUUUAAGGUGGACUGAGGCAGUCAUAGCCAUCCCUUGCUUCACAGACAUUGGCCCCCCCUGUGUUCGUCCCUUUAACAAGCAAUCAGAUUCAGGCCUGGAUGUCAGUCCUCCGCAGUGCUCAGAUGACUCAGGAGAUCGUUCUGCCCUGUUAAAGACUAAAAAAGCAGAGAGAGAUGAUUCUGGAGACUGUUUACACAAAUGCCCUGGUAAAGGAGAUGGAGAGCAGCAGAGACAGCCCACAGAAGCAGAUACAGAUGGAGGUCUGAUGGAAAGCAUCGGGGGAUCAUCCUCCGUCUGGAGCACUUUGGAGCUAGAUACGAAAAGUUACUCUCACAAAGGAGCAUCCCUUAAGAACUGUUUCGCCGCCCCUCAUUCAGGUGGUCAGCAGUACUGCUUGGCAAAGGAGGUGCCUUGUACCCCCGAGGCGCUGCAUCUCCAUAGAAACACGCUGACCAUGGAGCUGCUGUGGCUGCAGCAGGCCAUCGACAGCAGGAAGAAGUACUUAUCACUAAAGGAUAGACUGACUGUCACCUGACAGAAUAACUAAAUCUCAUCUGGACGUAUGAUGGAACUGUGUUCAGUCAAUCGAAUACCAUCAGUGUGAGAAUGACGUAUGCAUAAAUGGAUUACUUUCACAAUGUAAAUAUCAUGUAAUAUUUUAUGUGUGUGCAUAGAGUUUAAAUUUAAGUUUUUCUAUUGGGAAACAAAUAAACUAUUUUUCUACACAUCGCCAUGUUUGUUUUUUUGUUGGAGAAAUAAUUUGUUCAAUUUAGGAUGUUGAAGCACAUUAUAAUAUUUGUCAAAAGCUCAAUUGAGUCAUCACUUGUCACAGGUGGAGUUAGUU